AUGGGUUCUUUCUUAAAUGGAAAAAGCGUCAAGGAAUGGCAAGGAGCUUUUGAUCAACUAAAAGAAAUCCCUCAUGGAAAGGUUCAUGAAGUACUGAGGAUUGUUAUCGAUGGCUUAGAGGCCAACGAGAGGACGAUUUUUCUCGACAUCGCAUGUUUUCUUAAUGAAUAUGACAAAGAAGAGAUCAUCAAGUCCUUAAACCAAUGUGGUCUCCUCGCCAAUAGUGGGAUUGAAAUUCUAACUCAAAAGUCACUCGUAUACAUUGAUGAAAAUAACAAAAUAUGGAUGCAUGAUUUGCUUCAAGAAAUGGGUAGACAAAUUGUAACUCAAGAGUGCUCUGAGAAUCCCAGCAAGCGAAGCAGAAUAUGGCGUCAUGAGGAUGCUCUACAAGUGGUUAAGCAAAAUUCAGGAACAGAUGCCAUUGAAGCCAUUAAACUAGGCAAGGUUGAUGUAGAAGACUUGAUUCUGCAUGCAAACUCGUUCAAGAAGAUGAGGAAGCUCAGGCUACUUAUAAUAGCCGAUCAUGUCCCUCACUGUGGGCCGGCUGGACAUCUAUCAGAGAAGUUGCGGACGCGUUUCGCACGGAACGGCAGUAUUAUGUUCGCAUGUUGGGAGGCGCUGGUGAAGCGAAUUUCCAAGUUAUGGUUGUCGUGCAGCAACGAUAGUGAUGGAUCGAAGAAGCAACCGCAGUCAUCGUCGACAACGGGCGAAGCUCAGUGCAGCACAUACGUCGUUGGGCCUGACCGUCAUGAGGUGGAGCAGUGGGCCAUCGUGGGACAGACCAACGACGUCGACGGGCGCAAGCUAAGACAGGAACAACGCAAGCAGGCGGCGUCUUCGGUGGCUGAAUGA
Molecule: messenger RNA, 852 nt
Organism: Syzygium oleosum
Lineage: Eukaryota; Viridiplantae; Streptophyta; Magnoliopsida; Myrtales; Myrtaceae
Product: TMV resistance protein N-like
Exons: 3
Coding region: 1-852 (283 amino acids)
Biological process (GO): defense response
Source: RefSeq, a predicted model, not a curated record